AUGUCCCUCCAAGACGCUGACUUCUCUAGGGCGCCCAACCAACGACCUCCAGUUGCGCUGCGGUACGCCAUAUGGACUUUGGCGUGCUCAAUCACUGAGAAGUACAUUGAUCUCAAGGAUCUUUUUUACCAGAGAGCCCGCAAGUAUGUCGAAGCAGACUACAUCAAAGGCUACGGCGAACACAUGAUAUCCGUGGCCCACGCACAAACACAUGUGCUUUUGGCUUCCUAUGAGUUCAAGAUGAUGUACUUCCCAAGGGCCUGGAUGAGCACAGGCUCAGCCGUUCGUCUAUGCCAAAUGAUUGGUCUGCACAGGCUCGAUGGCGCCGGCCUGGAUGUGAAGCAAUGCCUCCCACCACCGCGAGACUGGACGGAACGUGAGGAGAGACGGCGUACGUUCUGGAUGGCGUUCUGUGAGGACCGCUACGCCAGCAUUGGAACUGGAUGGCCCAUGACUGUUGACGAAAAGGACAUCAUGACCAAUCUACCAUCAUCAGAGGAGGCCUUCGACAUGAGCCGGCCUGAGCAAACUCAGUCUCUACAAGAAUGUAUGAGUCCGUCUGGAGCCGGAAAGCUGUCGUCUUUCGGUGGUAUUGUGCUCAUGGCAUGCCUCUUCGGUCGGAACCUCAUCCACCUUCAUCGGCCUGACGUGGACGACAGAGAUCACGAUCUAAACGGCGAAUUCUGGAAGCGCCAUCGUACUAUGGACAAUAUCUUGCUCAAUACUUCGCUUUGCCUGCCAACACAUCUCAAACUUCCCGCCGGUCUCGGGAACCCAAAUAUUGUCUUUACUAACAUGAGCAUCCAUACGUCUACUAUCUGUCUUCAUCAAGCAGCAAUUUUCAAAGCCGACAAGAACCGCCUGCCGGCCUCUGUGAGUGCCGAGAGCAAAGUUCGGUGCAUCACCGCAGCGAACGAAAUCGCGAGCAUCAUGAGGACCAUUUCGCACAUGGACCUAUCCGCGAUGAAUCCUUUCAUUUCAUUCUGCCUCUACGUGGCUGCGAGAGUCUUUGUUCAAUAUCUCAAGAGUCGGCCGGAUGACAGCCAAACAGCCGACUCACUGAGAUUUCUCUUAUCUGCUAUGAACGCGCUCAAGAGAAGAAACCCUCUCACGGAAUCUUUCCUUGUGCAGCUUGAUGUUGACCUGGAGGCCUUGGCGAUGCGGAUACCGAAGCUGAAGUCAGCUUUCCCGCGCAGUGGCGAUAGCCCCAAUGCAAACGGCGGGACCCGUGGGCCGGUAUGUGACGACCCUGAAGGGGUGCAGGGUAUCAUGUCCUACCGCAACGAAUGCCAUUUCAUGAAGGUUGGGGGUGACAAUGGCAACGCGGCGGCGGCACCAAGUAUUGUUGAGCCCGAGCUAGACACAGAUGGCGGCCCGAACUCAGCCUCCACCGGGUUCGGAGACCCGGAGUCCAGUUACAUGGAUCAGCCCUGA
Molecule: messenger RNA, 1434 nt
Organism: Colletotrichum chrysophilum
Lineage: Eukaryota; Fungi; Ascomycota; Sordariomycetes; Glomerellales; Glomerellaceae
Exons: 5
Coding region: 1-1434 (477 amino acids)
Biological process (GO): DNA-templated transcription
Cellular component (GO): nucleus
Molecular function (GO): DNA binding; zinc ion binding
Source: RefSeq, a predicted model, not a curated record